UUAGAUAUUCAGAAGAGAACGUUUGCUUUGGGCGUGGAGUUUUUUUUUGCGUGAUUGCUUAUAAACACUUUAAAGAAUAUUGUACUUUUCAUUUGCGAGUAAAUCCGUUUAUUUUAUAAAAUUAACACUAGUGAAUCAAAGCUUUCAAAAAAAAAAAAAUCUACAUGGGAGCUAGUAAUCGUAACACAAUCGUGGCAGUAGGAUUGUCAGCUGUGGCUUUUAGUCUUUUUCUGAUAGCAUUUGCAACACCUUAUUGGCUUGUUACUGAUGGCCGUUUGAAAAAUCCGCGCUUUACAAAUUUGGGCUUAUGGGAAGUGUGCUUUAGAAGUUUUCAAGAUAUCCAUCGUUUUUUUGAUACAGAAUUUAAAGGCUGCAUGUGGGUCUUUGAAGAGGAAUAUUACAUCAUUCAUGACUUCCUGUUACCUGGGUUUUAUAUAGCCGUUCAAUUGUUCGCGACAUUAUGUUUCGUAACAUGUCUAAUCGCUUUGCCGUUGACUCUAUCGUUUCUACGUACAUCUAGAGAUGAUGAUCGCUACGUAUUCCUAUUGCUUACGAUAGGAUCAUUCCAAGUUUUGGCUUCGUUUUUCGGUUUGCUGGCAGUGAUAAUAUUCGGGGCUAAAGGUGACUCACGUGAUUGGAUGCCACAUUGGCAAAAUAAUGAUAUGGGCUGGUCUUUUGCUUUAGCAGUGAUUGGUUCGUCAUUUCUUAUGCCUGCAGGCGUUAUGUAUAUAGUGGAAGCACGAAGAGAACGCUAUCGUCGUUUGAAUGAGAUAAGUAAUCGAGAAGCCAUAAGUGAAUACGGUGGCGAUGACUACUAUCAACAACAACAAGCUGCCCAUCAAUAUUUUGCACCUGAACCUAGCCGACCUCGACGCCCAACCUCAGGCCAACGCGCUUCGAGUACAGCCACUACAAGUGGCGGUGGCAUUCAAACAGAUAUAUAAACUAGCUUUGUAUGCAAGUAAAACAUUCUGGAUAUUUUCUGUUUUUAAAACAUAUCCGUCCCUCUAUAUAAUAUCCAAUUAUAUAAUGACCAAUUAAAAGAGCAUAUAGGCAAUUCCGUAUAUCUCUACGUAUUAAUAUUGUAUUAGUAUUUUUAUAUAUUUAAGACUCUCUGUAACAAAAUUUUUUUAUAUAAACUUCUAUAGUUUCAUAUAUAUACAUUUUCACAUCACAUAUUUUCUACGGUUUUAGUGUACUUCUAAUCUCUACUACAAAUAGCUACACAUCAAAUACGGAAGUACUUGCAUAAUUCACAUAAAGAAAGAAAAACGGGAAA
Molecule: messenger RNA, 1279 nt
Organism: Glossina fuscipes
Lineage: Eukaryota; Metazoa; Arthropoda; Insecta; Diptera; Glossinidae
Gene: kune
Exons: 1
Coding region: 165-944 (259 amino acids)
Biological process (GO): regulation of tube size, open tracheal system; septate junction assembly
Cellular component (GO): membrane; septate junction
Source: RefSeq, a predicted model, not a curated record